Peronospora matthiolae is the source of this 4554-nucleotide messenger RNA. NCBI's taxonomy places the organism in Eukaryota, Oomycota, Peronosporomycetes, Peronosporales, Peronosporaceae. The record is from the annotation of a GenBank genome assembly.
AUGACGAAAAGCUCUGCCUGGGGUGGCGCGCUAGCGUUCGUACGUUGGCAGCACACCCGCCGCAGCUACGACGGCGACGCUUCGUUGCUGCAUACGGGGGUUUCGCUACUCCAGCCCGAUGCUGACCUCCGGUUCGGUCCGCAAAGCGCGCUGGUCCGUGCCGAGCGUGCUUUCAAUCUACCGAGACAGCGCAUUGUGUCCGAAGCGCUCCAGUUUGCAGUGUUUCUCAUCACGAAAUCCAAGCACGAGGACGGGAGCCGCCUGGAGCAGACGCGUCUGGUGCUGCAGCUACUGCAACUGGCACUCAACGCGUUCGUUGUCAAUGGGGACGCAGAGCUCGCGACGUUGUCGCUGAAUUCGUGCAAUUUGAUGCUGUCUGCACUGGCCGAGACGCUUGAGAAGGAGCAACAGGAGUACGAGACAUUGCAGACAGUCAAGGCUGUGCUUUUCUAUCUCUUUAGAUUACCGGAUGAUCUCUCGGAAGCUGCGUCAGCCACGUUUCAGAUGUACCGCCCUCCGACCAACGUGUUUGCCGAGUUUUUGAGGAGGACCUUAACUGCUUCAUUCAAGUCGAUGAUGAUGUACCCUCAAAAGAUUAGCAGUGAUGAGAAGAAGAGUGCAGAUCAAGAGAAAGUGUACGUGGACCUGAUGCAUGCGGCGUUGUUUGUGUUCCAAGAGCUCCAGAAGACGCAGACGAACAAGAAGAAGGUCUUCUUGGCCAUUGCCAAGAUGUCAUUAAGAGAUUUUGUAGAAUUUCGGUACUCUUUGGUUCUACUUGAAAAAAGAGGAGUGGCCGGCGUUGAUGCUGUAAGGGCGCUACUGGAUCACGUGGUAACAGAUGCACUCUUUGAUGCCGAAUACAUUUGUCAGUUUGAUGGCGCUAUGGUACACGCCGCCAUUUGGCAUACAGGAUGUGAACGCAAAGAUGCUGCACAGGAGGAGCUGAAUGACAAGAAAACAAAAAAGCGACGGAAAGCAGCAGAAGGCGCAAAGUCAGUGUCUGGGUUGGUGUCCUACCAGAAGACUCUGUUUGAUGAAUUACUGCGCUUACUGACUGAUCGGCAAGUACAAUCGGAGCUCAAGAUGUCGCUUGGUGGCUUCUUUAAGAUGCUUGUGCGUGCUUUCGCUACUCGUAUCCGUACAGCUGCCAACUCAAAAAUUGAAGACGCAAAAACAGAUCUGAAGACAAGUCGAAAGCGCGCAGCUAUCGUCAUUGCUUCUACGUCGACGACGCAUUCUCCAUUUAAGUUCUGGUCAGAGUUGUGUGCAGUGGUGUAUACCGCAUUUCAGCAGGAGGUGCAAAGUGACGAUUCUUUGCUGGUGCUCGUGACACUGUACGACGCGUUGUUUCGAGCGCUGUGCGAAAGCGACGUUUAUCGUGUGACAGAAGAUACGCGAGAGCACGAGCAAUUCCGAACGAUGGAGCUCGUGCUUUCGUCUUUUUUGGGGGUGCUCGAUGCAAAAAAUGGCGAUCAAACUUAUCCAAAUGGCGAAUGUGCUUUGGGGGAAUGUAAGGUUAUUUCUAGUGCAGUGCAGUGCUCACCCAACCUUGCGAAUUGUUGUCUAGUUCCCAUUUUUACGUUACUCGGAGUCAAGGCUAGUGGAAGCGGUGCCACGAUCGACAAUGGAGAUGGAAAGGGUGCGGUCACUGUAGCAGCUAGCCAUGCUAUUAUUGAGCUAAUUCAUGCAUACGAUUCCAUGCGUAAGUUGGAUGCAUUCCUGCAUGCUGCUUUUGCAAUCCAGCAAGGUCAUAAAGGCUUGUACGAGCUCUUUGCGCUUCCGUCGUGCAAACUCGCUUUUCGUAAAGCGUUUGUGGCUCUGCCUCCUGGUCAACUGGCCAUAAUAUGGAAACUUCUCGUGAAGCAAAUCGCGUCGUUUGCAAGAAGCAGCGACGAUAUCCACAGUGUCCGCGGGGUUGCGAUUGCGCGCUUAGUCUUUCAGAUUUUCGUUCAGGAAGUUCAAGUGGUACCUCAGAAUCGCCCUACAGUGUUAGAGCUCGUAUCCCAUUCCUAUCAACAUUUGCUAUCUUGUCUUGCAAACGGAUUGGCACAUGCGAUGGGCCUAUUUACGGCGUACCAGCGGGAAUUGUUCUGCAUAUUUGGAGAGUUGUUGAUGUACGACUCUGUACUUGAUGCUUCCACGCGCAAGCAAACGUUUGAUCAGAUCUUCGACAAGCUAGAGGGUGAUCGAUUUGGCAAAGCAAUGGAACAACUAUUGUGCACGUUUUCGUCAAGAACAGUCGAAAUGAACAAGAAAGGCAGUGAAUGGAAGUCUGAUGACAGUGAAGCGAUGAGCCUGAGCAUCGGUCACGGUCUUGGUGCUGCUGGGAUCGUCAAACUCUGUGCGUACUGGCUGCGGAAUAUAGGCGCUUCGAGUGGAGUAGCAGAAGACAAAGGCAAGGUCUCUCGCGAGGGACGGGAGAAGGUGGCCCAUUUGGUUAUCGAGCAUGUCGUCAACUGGAAAUGCUGGGAGGCAGUGAGUUUUCAUUUGCCUGAGCUAAUGGCCAGCGCGAGUCGCGAUGGUUGUGGAUCUUUUUUUCGUGAGAUACUGAGUGCGUAUAUCAGUGAAGCCGUAUCGGGGGAAGAAAAAGCUUCGGCCAAGCUGAUCAUUCGUGACGCAGGAUUCUAUGAGAUCCCGAGCAUCAGGGAUGUCGCUCCGGACUCGUUGACUGCGGUGGCAAAAGGCUUCGUGGACCAAGUUCAGCACAAGUCUGUGGCGACUUUGAGCUCAGCGCGUCAUUUUUUCAGCUUCUUGCUCGAAGUUCCAUCAGCUUAUCUGAAGCCUCGGGAAUGUGGAGAGCUACUGGUGACUGCUCUCACUCUGUACCGCGCGAUCGUUGCGUCCGCGAACUAUACUAGUUGCAAAGUAGAGGUCUGUCGGACUGUGCUGGCAUGGAUUCAGCUGCACUUCAAGGUCAUUAGUAUUGAGGCACAUAAGUCGCAGAAGACUUGUCCAAAGUAUAACGAGCAGCUUCAAAGCGGGGCAUCCUUUAUUAUCUCACGGAUCGCGGUAGACGACAUUGUCAGUGUGGCGCUGGUUGCCAAAAUGCUUGGAACUUAUUUGGACAUGGGCGCCAGCGCUUUCGUUGGAGGACUGCUUCACAGCAUUCUGGGCACCGAGACUGUCGAGGCAAAAUGCGCAGACAAAGUGACAGGAAAAGUGAAGCGCGCGGUCAUGGUUGUGCAAGCUCUGGCUGCUUGCCGAACCUCGCUGCAGGUUUCGAAGAAUGAGAAAGAGUUUAUCGAACGAGUUGUCGAUAUCAUCGCUCGCGAGAAGGUGUGCGAAUCGACACGCAGUCCAUUGGCGUUCGAAGCGCUAGCUGCUCUACUUCGGUACGAGUCGGUGCUGCAUAAAGUAGCUCGACAUGAUAAAAGAAAUGGGAAGGCGAUGACAGUCGGGAGUCCAGCAUUGCAAUUGCUCGUGAAGCAUGUUGGGCGUGCUUUAGCAUCUUCAAUGAAGCUUAUUAGUGAAUUCGCGGAUGAUAUAAAGCUUCAAGAUGCAGCUUUGGUGUUUUUUGCUGGAUUUUGUGAAGAGUACGCGUCUUUUCGCACGUUUGCGACACCUUUGAAGACGUAUGGAUGUAUGUUGGCAGUGUCUCUUUCGCUUGUGUCACGUGAGACCGCCAUUUUGCCUAGGCACGAGAACACGAAAGUGCUGGCGUUGCAAGCGGUGGUGGCCAACGCAAACAGGGAUGAAUUUCGUCUGCUACUUUCGACUCUUGUACAAGAGCUUGCUGCACGUGAACGCCAACGAAAGCUAGGCGCACUUCGUGCGCUGUGCUUGCUCCUAGGCGGGGAACGAAAAUUUAGCGCGUCACGACGGCUGUCUCUGAUUGAGUAUAAAGAAUCAAUUGUUGAAGCCUUGCUCCAGGACUUUGCUGUCCAGUCAUUGCCCGCUGAAGCCGGGCCGUCUGCUGUUUUCCAGAGCGCCAGUGCCCUUCGUGUGUGGAACUUGAAGACCUUCGUACUUGUGUUCUCUAAGGCAGGCCUUUAUACGUGGAAAGCUCAUGAGCUGCAACAUGUCUUCACGGGCUUUCAACCACUGUUAACAGCGGUAUCGAGCUGGCAAGCUGGAGCCAAUACAUAUCAGCCCGACGAACUGCAUGAGUUGUGGACGCUCUCGUACACCCUGCUGUUGCGUAUCGUGCGAACUCAUUUCGCGACUUUAGUCAACAGUAUUCAACAACUUGUCCAAGCAGCGAACGCACUUCUUCAGAUGUUAGUGUUGACCUCAGCGCACUCUGAGUAUUCGGUCUGUUGCUCGGAGUGGAGCUCAAAUUUGGCGCGUUUGUACGGGUACAUGAAAGAGCACGAUGUUCAGUUGCGUAAAUAUGUCAUCUACCUCUUGAUGGCAAUCCUUGUGGGCGUAUCCCGGGACAAGCUAGCCGUUCGUUUUCAGCACAAGUUGCGCCCCGGUGUGUUUGCACUGCUGGACGUUUGUUCGUCUUAUGAAAAAGACCAGCUAUUUGGGGCGUUAGACUCAGCCGGCAAGUCGUUGCUCAAGACUUUGGACACGAACUACAAGCUCACGCAUCGUUACGUGGGUAAGGUCUAG